Lagopus muta (rock ptarmigan) is the source of this 1464-nucleotide messenger RNA. RefSeq names its product potassium voltage-gated channel subfamily E regulatory subunit 5 (gene KCNE5). The transcript has a single exon. Bases 112 to 417 code for a protein of 101 amino acids. NCBI's taxonomy places the organism in Eukaryota, Metazoa, Chordata, Aves, Galliformes, Phasianidae. Gene Ontology annotation, biological process: regulation of heart rate by cardiac conduction; potassium ion export across plasma membrane; regulation of ventricular cardiac muscle cell membrane repolarization. Gene Ontology annotation, cellular component: membrane. The record is from RefSeq and is a predicted model, not a curated record. Gene Ontology annotation, molecular function: transmembrane transporter binding; potassium channel regulator activity; voltage-gated potassium channel activity involved in ventricular cardiac muscle cell action potential repolarization.
GAGGCAGAGCCCCGCGGCUUUGGGCGGAGCCUCAGCCCUCCCGCACGCACCGUUUCUGCCCGAGCUCCGGGUGGAUCGGCGCUUCGCCGCCAGAGCUCGGCGCAGCCCGCAAUGAACUGCAGCGAGGCGCGGCGGCUGCAGGCGCUGCUGGGCGCAGUGCUGCGGGAGCUGCGCCGCGGAGCCAACGCCAGCACGGCGGCCGCCGAGCCCGGGGGCGACGCCUGGCUGUACAUCCUGCUCAUCAUGAUCUUCUACGGCUGCCUGGCCGGGGGGCUCAUCCUGGCCUACACGCGCUCGCGGAAGCUGGAGUCCAAGCACGACCCCUACCACCUCUACAUCGAGCGCGACUGGGGCCGCGGCGGCCCGGGCCAGGCGGCCGAGGAGGGCGGACCGGCCGAAGAGGAGCGGCCGCUGUGAGCCCGGGACGGCAGGUUGGCGGUCCUGCCGCCCGGUAACCGGGGCUGGCCGAUACCGCUUUCCGCAAUAAACGCCUGCGCUGCCGUGCGUCCGGAGAGCAUCACUUAUCCCUACAGCUGCAGACAUCCCUCAAAAUCGGCGCGUGGGCCGUUCUCUCACCGCACCGCCGUCACGCUAGCUGCCGCUUUCUGACAGCAAAGCUACAGUUCUAAAGCCCUUCCUCAACUUGGCAGCUGCAACGUUGCCGGGAAUGGCCGUACAUCAGCUGCACGAGGUGACGAGGGGUUUUGUUUUUACAAAAACCCUGAAAUCACAGGAGCUUCACAUCAUGAACCACUGCACCAGGACCACAGCAACGGGGCCUCAGUCACAUCAGAGCUUCCGCGAGGAAUUCCUUCAACGCAAUCAGAAUUAAGCUGACUACAACCAACGUUCUCCCAUCACAAAGAGCGAAUUACUACACAUCCAAACCCUUUUCAGUCCUGUCCCAGUGAAGCGUCCACCAGCAGGACUGCGGCCUCCACGAGGCAUUACAGACCAACAGCUCAGAAAGUACCGCAGACCUGCAGAGCUCACCUCAGCUGGGCAAGGAUAGGGAAGGGGCUGUCACCAUUUCCCAAGUACGAGACUUGCACACACUGACUUGGCACAGCCCAUCCUAUGUCUGCCCCCGGCCCUGCGCCACAUGGCAGCAGCUCGUCACACUGAGCAGCCCGGCAGGAAUCGGCAAUUCAUCUUUGCAACUCAUUCUCAGUUGAUGUAAAUCCAUUACCUGGGAAUUUUCAAAAGAAACGCACAGAGCUGCAAUCAGGCAUUCAGCUCAAGUACUUUCAUAAGCCCUCUGUUACCAGAGAAAAACAUCCCUCAUCCACCAUCACACCCAAUUCAUUGCUUUUUGCCGGUACGUGAACAGCUGCUUUCGAGGAGGAAGCACAGGAGUCAAACUUCAUCAGAAAUCUGACAAACACGAGAGCCACUGCCACGGCACCGAGCUGACACGCUGCUCUCACAAAAACAAGGUCACACAUCCCAUUUGUUUUAUGGUUC